This is a messenger RNA of Poecilia latipinna (sailfin molly), 3404 nucleotides long. RefSeq names its product plexin A3-like. Bases 109 to 765 code for a protein of 218 amino acids. The record is from RefSeq and is a predicted model, not a curated record. NCBI's taxonomy places the organism in Eukaryota, Metazoa, Chordata, Actinopteri, Cyprinodontiformes, Poeciliidae. Gene Ontology annotation, cellular component: plasma membrane; semaphorin receptor complex. The transcript has 4 exons. Gene Ontology annotation, biological process: regulation of cell migration; semaphorin-plexin signaling pathway. Gene Ontology annotation, molecular function: semaphorin receptor activity.
GGUGAUCGGCCCUCAUGGGUGAUCAGAAUCAGCAGGAAAAAACCUAAUCAGCACAUCUCUAAUUUCGACUUUUGAUGUCAAAUAUUUCAUCAUCGUUCUGACUCUUAAAUGAUACAUUGGUCCUUCCACCACCAGGGGACGCUGCAGAAGUUUGUGGACGACCUUUUUGAGACUGUGUUCAGCACGGCCCAUCGUGGCUCUGCACUGCCGUUGGCGAUUAAAUACAUGUUCGACUUUUUGGACGAGCAGGCCGACAAACGGUCAAUCACCGACCCAGAUGUCCGGCACACCUGGAAGAGCAACUGUCUUCCUCUCAGGUUCUGGGUCAACGUCAUUAAGAAUCCACAGUUCGUCUUCGACAUCCAUAAGAGCAGCAUCACAGACGCCUGCCUGUCGGUGGUGGCGCAGACCUUCAUGGACUCGUGCUCGACAUCCGAACAUCGGCUCGGCAAAGACUCACCGUCCAACAAGUUGCUCUAUGCUAAAGACAUCCCCAACUACAAAAGCUGGGUGGAGAGGUACUACAGGGACAUCUCCAAGAUGCCCAGCAUCAGCGACCAGGACAUGGACGCCUACCUGGUGGAGCAGUCCCGUCUGCAUGGCAACGAGUUCAACACACUGAGCGCGCUCAAUGAACUCUACUUCUACAUCAACAAGUACAAGGAAGAGAUCCUGACGGCGUUGGACCGGGACGGUUACUGUCGGAAACACAAGCUGAGACACAAACUGGACCAAGCCAUCAACCUGAUGUCCGGCAGCAGCUGAGAGUCGGCGCCGGACCGAUGGGGGGCGGGGCUUGUGGGGGAUGAGGUUCUGCUGAACAGCCGGACCGGACCGGACCGAAUCACCAGCAGUCAGUCUGUCAAUUGAUUUAUUGGUCAGAUGGAUUGAUUGGACCCAGAACCCAGCGGGCAGAACCUUUCCUGAGACUCGUGGAGCCAGCCGGACCUCAACAGGUUCUACAGCAGAACCAGGGCGGUUUGGAUCGGAACCGCUACUGACUGAGCUCAGGAUGUAAAGUGAAGCGUAACAGAAGCCCGUCCCGGCCCUCCAGAUCAGAACCGGGGUUCAUCUGGACCUCACAGCGAUCCGGUUCUGAUCCAGAACAAGUAUCGGAUUCUGGACAGUUUGAAGCUUUAAUGAAGGAGGCGGAGCCAAAACGAACGUCAGGUGUCGAUUCUGUUCCGGUUCUGUGAACAAUCAGCGCAGCACACUGAGCCCGAUCCGAUCGGACCCCCGGUCCCGCCCCCUGCUCCUCAUUGGUCAGUCCGCUGGCCGGGAGGACGCACUGCCUGACCAACCAGACUGUGGACAGAACCUCUGAAUACAUUCCAGCACAGCAACGCUGUCCGGGUCAGAACCAGAAUCACCUGGGAUCUGGACCCAAUCCGGACUGGACACACAGCCAUGCUAACGGCGCCGAUGGGGAAAUACUGUGCAGAGCUACAAACCUAGUGCCAUGCAAAGACCCGACCAGAACUCCCUCAGGACUGGACCGGACUUGGACCAAAUCCGGUCCAGAACCGAGAGUGGAGCUGAACCGGGCCGGAUUCCUAGAACUUUUGAGACUUGUGGCCAUAAUUGUAAAGAAGAAGAAAAAUGAAGCUCAAAUGAUAAAAUCUAAAAAAUGUUCAAAUGUAAUCAGAACCUUGUGGACUUUAUGGACCAGAACUUGUAUAAAGUGGAACAUUACAUCCGAGUCUGACGGUACCGACAGGCCCAGAACCCUGCAGACCGGCUCGGACCGAGCCACAACAAUCCUGCUCUACAGAUCCAAACGGGCGUUUUGGUACUUUUUUAACGAGCAGAACCGGAGCUCAGCAGGUUUUUUAAUGGCUCGGUCCGGGAACCGGGUUUGGACCGCCUGAGACUUGGCAGGAGACGCUCCAUCUGUGUUCUGGAACAUUUACACAUCACAGCGCUGGUUCUGGCCGGCUCAGAGGUCCGGUUGCUCUCCGAUGUCAGAUAGCACAGCUGGUUCUACCAGAAUCUGGUUCCGGUUCUGUUCCAGUUGAAUCGUUUCCACUCGGGUCCAGAAACCCAGUGGACUUCCUUCCUUCAGGUCGAGUUUCAGAACUGAUGUUUGGGAAAAAAGAUGAAAAUUUAAAUCUUAAUUAAUGUUUAAUUUAUUAUAAUGAGAAUAAAUGUUGGAGUUUAGGUUCGUUUGCAGCAGCUGCUGCCCCCUGGCAGUCGGGUUGGGAACAGCAGCUGCAGACGGUUACAGGUGGAGCAGGUGACCUCUGGAUGACCUCUGACCUCCAGGUGCUUGGUGUGAAAUGUUGCAGCUCAGCUGAAGCCGUUUAAUCUGUGUGAACCCAAAAGGACCAGAUGGAGGGCGGGUUCUGCGUUGUGUCGGUAGCACAGGUCGGGCUCUGAAGCCACUAGCGUACCAGCACCACUGUUCGCCCCCCAUUGGGUGUCUGAGCAGAAAAACCAGCCAAUCACUGAUCAGAUCUGGACCACCAAACUUCUCCGCGUCCUGCUGAACUUCAUGAAGGAAACAUUCUGUCUCCUUGGUAACAAGCUAACCAAUCAUGAGCCUCAUUUCAUAAGCAGAUUUCAAGGCAGAUCAGUGAUUCUCUGGGAUUCCUAUUUGGGAGGGCCAGGUCUAAUUCCUGGAGUCUACAACGGGGACCUCUGCUGAACUGGAUGGCGGACCAUUUAAUCCAGGUUUUCUAGAACCUGGAGGACUGGAGCUGGCAGCUCCUAGCCCAGACUCCAGGAAUUAGACCCGGCCCGAGUCACACAGACACUCAGUGGUGGGAUAUUUAUUAUUUUAUUUAUUUUUGUGAUGGAUUUUAUUUAUUAUGGGAGGAUGGAGAUGUUUGUCAGCAGCGAUCUCGUGUCCCACCUGGGGGAUGGACCGCCAUCAUGUCCAGAACCGCUCCGGACUCUUCGUCCUGACGAAGAGGAGGGCGGAGCCAGCAGAGGGGAUCCAAACACCUGAGCAAGACCGUACCUGGUGUCUCUGGUUAGGGGAGGGUAGCUUUCAGGCUCCGCCCCCUCCUCUGUGCUGCAGCACUGCCUGUGAUUGGUCGAUUUCCCUCAGGUGAACUCUGACAUCAGAAGCUCCUCCUCUCCUGUUUCAGCCAGCUGACCCGGCUGCUGUGAUGCCAUUUAUCAGGUGAUGUUGGUUCUAGCACCUGAUUGGCUGCCUGCGGGUCACAGCGCCACCAUCAGGCCAUCUGUCGCUCCUCCUGGGAACGUCUUUAUUCCCCGAGGUGCAGCCAAGUCCAGGAAAUAGUCGGGGCCCAUCUUUGGUUCCAUUCGCCAUUGCCUUGUUUUUCUUGUGGUUUUGCUGAUUUGAACGUCGAUGCCUCAUAAUGGCCGCCGUCUGUUUUUCUAUCAUUGCCUUUUGCUCAGUUUGUAUAUUUGUGUGAUUUCACUAAAUGUAAAGAAGAAAA